UCAUCUGUACUGUCCGCAGUCUCUGGUCAUCCCUGUGCUGUCCGCAGUCUCUGGUCAUCCCUGUGCUGUCCGCAGUCUCUGGUCAUCCCUGUGCUGUCCGCAGUCUCUGGUCAUCCCUGUGCUGUCCGCAGUCUCUGGUCAUCUCCUGUACUGUCAGCAGUCUCUGAUCAUUCCCUGCACUGUCUGCAGUCUCAGGUCAUUCCCUGCACUGUCUGCAGUCUCAGGUCAUUCCCUGCACUGUCUGCAGUCUCUGGUCAUUCCCUGCACUGUCUGCAGUCUCUGGUCAUUCCCUGCACUGUCUGCAGUCUCUGGUCAUUCCCUGCACUGUCUGCAGUCUCUGGUCAUUCCCUGCACUGUCUGCAGUCUCUGGUCAUUCCCUGCACUGUCUGCAGUCUCUGGUCAUUCCCUGCACUGUCUGCAGUCUCUGGUCAUUCCCUGCACUGUCUGCAGUCUCUGGUCAUUCCCUGCACUGUGUCCGCAGUCUCUGGUCAUUCCCUG
Staurois parvus is the source of this 498-nucleotide messenger RNA. Lineage: Eukaryota; Metazoa; Chordata; Amphibia; Anura; Ranidae. The record is from the annotation of a GenBank genome assembly.